UCUGCAUCUCUGCGUCUCACUACUAUUGUGCCGGUGGCUCAUAGAGCAGGUUUUAGUCUGUGCAGGCAUCCCCGCUUCACUCGCUGAGCGUGCUUCUAGAAUCCGUACCAUCGCUACGUGCUGAAGACCAUCCGAUUCACAACUCACACCCCACCGUUGCAAACCUCCAGUCGAUCUGAGGCCUUUGUCGGCCGUUGAUGAGCCACAGCAUGAGCGGUCGCGCGCAUCGCACGGUGUACGUGGGCAACCUCCCCGGUGACACGCGGGAAAGCGAGGUGGAGGACCUCUUCGCUAAGUACGGCAAGAUUCUCGACAUCGAGCUCAAGCUCCCGCCUCGCCCCCCUGGCUUCGCGUUUGUGGAGUUCGCGGACCCCAGGGAUGCAGAGGAUGCCAUAAGGGGUCGAGACGGCUACGACUUCGAUGGCAACAGGCUGCGCGUGGAGCUGGCGCAUGGUGGUCGGCGGGGGCGGCAGCUUCGGGGAUCGCCGCGGCGAUUUCCAGCCGCGCGGGGGCGGGCCGUCUCGCAGGACGGAGUACCGCGUCAUUGUGAAAAAUCUCCCCACCUCCGCUUCCUGGCAAGAUCUCAAGGAUCACAUGCGGCGUGCAGGCGACGUGUGCUUUGCACAGGUCUUCAAGGAGAGCAACGGCAUGAUGGGGAUCGUGGACUACAGCAACGAGGAGGACAUGAAGUAUGCGGUCCGCAAGCUAGACGAUUCGGAGUUCAAAAACCCUUUUUCUCGCGGCUGCUACAUUCGAGUGCGUGAGGAGAGCAAGACCGGUCGCGAUCGCAGCAGGUCCCCGCGUCGCCGCGAGCGGUCCCGUUCACGGUCUCGCUCCCGCUCUCGCUCCGCUUCGGGUUCGCGCUCCCGAUCCCGCUCCAAGUCCAAGUCUCGCUCGCGCUCUCGAUCGCCCAAGAAGAGCGGAUCCAAGUCCCCCUCUCGCUCCCGCUCUCGAUCCAAGUCUCCUGCCAAGUCUCCCGAGCGUGCUCGCUCUCCUGCUGGCAGUGAUGGGAAGGCGGCAUCUGGUUGAUCGUUGCAUUGCUCGCUGAACCUCAUUUAGUAUGUAUGAUUCACUUGUGUGUGCAGUGACCGAAUGGGAGCUUCGCGUUUGUUGCUUGUUAGAUUUGUAUAUUAGUGGAUAUGUUUGUGUAUUUUUUAAAAAUGGCUAAAUUGAGUGCUCAAGAUAAGGGCGUUUCCGAAGUGUUUUUUUUGUAA
Closterium sp. NIES-67 is the source of this 1214-nucleotide messenger RNA. The record is from the annotation of a GenBank genome assembly. NCBI's taxonomy places the organism in Eukaryota, Viridiplantae, Streptophyta, Zygnematophyceae, Desmidiales, Closteriaceae.